AUGACUCGAGCGCAGAAUGAUUUGAACGCAACCUUCCCUCUCACCGCCCACGAGGUCUGCCAAGUGCUGACGUACGUCGCGCUGGGCACACGCAUCGUGAUGCGCAGCACCACCCAAUCGUGGAAUAAGAUCUAUCACGGCCUCAUGCCCGUGGAGAUUGAUGGCUGGCAGUUCACACUCUUCAACGACUGUGACACCCUGGACUAUUGCGACUACUGCAGGUCGCCUGAUGGUAGAGAGUCGGGACACUCGAACGCUGGCAGCGUGCCGGAGCCGAUCCUGUCGAGCUAU
Mesorhabditis spiculigera is the source of this 291-nucleotide messenger RNA. The record is from the annotation of a GenBank genome assembly. NCBI's taxonomy places the organism in Eukaryota, Metazoa, Nematoda, Chromadorea, Rhabditida, Rhabditidae.